GCCAAUUUUUUAACAUCCUUGAGUCGCUCUAAACGGGCCUGCAACUCUCUCGUCCCGGCAAAGGUCACACCUUCCUCCCUCGUCCACAUCCGUGCCUCCAGCCACCGGCCGCCUAGGGCGGCGCUCUUGCCACCGGCUGUCGAGCCCGCCGACCUUGCCGCCGUUUCCACGCCGCCUGACCUGCCCCCACGACCUGCUGCCGUCACGCCAUCCGACCUGCCCCAGGACAGCCCAAGCCCCCGCGAGGCCGCGACCUGCUGGGGAGGAGAUUGAUAGGAGAGGUGGUCGGCGGCGUGGAUACCAACGACGGAGACAUAGUGAUUGCCGCCCGUCGUCCCCUGUUUCCGACACGCUGAAGCCUCACGCCACGAGCGAGCAGAGGGCCCCAACUGCCAGCAGCAACCUUAGGCACUGGUUGCUUGAAGGCAAGCGCGUCGUAUGUUAUCCGUUUUCUAUCACAUUACCGUCGUAAUUAUCAUAUCCCUCUCCCCAGUUAUCCAAGCAUUAUGCAGGGACAGAAACUAUAAAACUUCUAGCAAUCUUGUUGACCCAAACGAUUUGCCUUGUUUCAGUUCUUGAUCUUCUUCUUUGCCCUCAGCUGAAAAUGGGAGAAGCAAGGGAAACAUUAGGAAAUCACACCAAUCAGCAAAACAAUUAAACCCUUGAUUGUGAUUUUCAGCUGUGCAAAUCUUAAUUAGAUAUCUCAGAUAAUCCAUCAACUAGACAAACAUACAAAGUGAACCGAACAACUCUCAAACAAUAUGAUAUUUCCUAGGCAACUCUCAAAGGAAAAAGUCACAUAGCAAAUGACAUAAUUUAGUACAUGUAAUGAAUUCUGAUGAUGUAUGCCAAGUUUAUCACUAGCGUACAUGUCUAAAGCUGACUGGCAUCCGCUUGCUUAUACAAAUCCAAAAUAUGACAUUACUACAGUAAGGCAUCACCAUUCACAAACAAGAAAAUAGUACCUCGUUGUUGUGGCCACAUUUCUUCUUGCGGCAGUUAACAGCCUUGGUGUGCAAGCGAGUAUAGCACCUGGAUCAGAUAUUUGACAUCAAGCACUUAGACUACCCUAGGUUCAUACUGAAUAUAAGAAUUUCCAAUGCAAACACAAUACUAUUUACAAAACUAUCUAGGGGGGAAAUCAAAUGGUCCUUUGUAAUAAUGUUUACGAACAAAGCAAACUAGGUGCAAGACAGUAAACGUCAAAACACAGACAAAACAAGAACCAGAGAAACUUGCAGUGAUCAAAAGUCUGAAUGAUUGGCAGGCCAGACAAAAUAUAUGCCUCAAAAGUUAAGCUCGUAAGGCGACUUACACAUCUAAUUGAUUCAUCAUUCCAGCCAAUCAACUAUGAGCAUAGGAAAGCACAAAUCCCAGACCAAACUCAAAAGAUACUUCAACUGAACAAACAAGUUAUACUACCUAAUUGGUUCAUCACCCCUGCCAAUCCACUAAACUGAAUACAAUGAAACAAAGAUAGUGGACUGUCACAAGUGGUUAUAUGUUGCAUAUUUUAAGACAUUCCCGGUUGUUGAAAAUUUAGGAGAUUAGACCUUCAUUAGUAUAGAUGCAGAUCAUUGGUCUCCUCAUACGAGCCAAAUUUUCAAGAAAUACCAACGAAGGUGAUGGCACACAAGUUGAUGCACACAAUGAUACCACGCAAGAUGAUGCACUUGAAGGCAAGGAAGAUGAUUGUUUGUGCUACUAUGCCGCUCCAUAAUUUUAUUCGUGAGCAUUCUAGUGGUGAUGUGGGCUUUGCAAAUUGUGGUUGAGAUCCUGAUUUUGUGCCUACUAUCCCAAUUUCCCAAAUAGAUACAAUAAAUAACUGAAUAAUCAGUGUCACCACAUGCCUCAGAUCAAUCCACUUCUAAAUCAAGUUUUACUACAAUGGAUGCAUUUCGUGAUAGUAUAGCAACGACUCUCACUUGUGUGGAAUUAGCACCAAAUAUUUAUGCAAUAUUUUGCAACAUCUAUUUGUAGUGACUUGUGUGAAGAGUGAAGACAAUGAUUAUGUAAUAUGUUACUAGUUUAUUAUUGCUGCAAGGUUGAAUAUUUGAAUUUAUUUGAAAAAAUCAUAUAGUGAUUUAUCUUUGUUGUAUUGUUGAAUAGUCAAGUUCAUAGCAAAAAUAGUUGCAUAAAGAUCAUUAUUCUCAAUAAAACAAUUAGCUAAAACAACCAAAUGAUAGGAAGGUCAUUGCAGCCUCAAACUUCACUUUUCUAGAGUUGGAUGCACCUUUCUGGUCAAACACAGUCAAAACUCCAGAGGAGAGCAGCUCCAGUCUGGAGUUAUAGAGCAAAGCUACUCUGAAGUGGAGUGGAGCCAUACAAACACACCUUAGUUGGCGUAGAUUUUUGUGAAUCCGCUUUUGGCUAGCGAUAACGUCUUCUGGGUUUCCAAAGGCUUCUACUCGACUCCUCUAGGCCUUUUGGGACGUGACCUUCAUCUUGUGCGACUUGCCAAACGAAUCCGUCACAAUACUGCCGAAUGCAAUGGAAGCUUCCUACCAUAACAGUCGACCCUUUUCACACCGGUCAACGCAGUAACCAAACAUUCGGACGCGCAUAAAAUCGCCACGCACGCAUCGCUGGUUUUGCCGUCGCAGAGCAGAAGGCACUCCGGGACGGCAGCGUGCUCUGCAGACGCUGAAGGCAGGAUGUGGCUGGAAGAGGUGAGGCGGAGGGAGCGUGGAGAGCUUCGCGCUCGGCGGUUUGAGGCCGCCGCCCGAGCGUGCCGCACGGCUUCGCUCGCGCUCUCCAAUCGCAAGGAGUUUGUCACCCCACAUCACGGCGCCGUCAACUCGCUCCAGGUUGAUUUGACAGAGGGGAGGUACCUGCUCUCCGGGGCAUCGGAUGGGUCGGCCGCUGUGUUCGAUGUGUGGAACGCGACUGAAUACGAAACCGGGUUCAUAGCAAAGCACAGGAACAUACUGCUUGUGGACAAGCAACACCAGAAUGGCCACAAGUUCGCCAUCUCGGCGGCCGUUUGGUAUCCUGUGGAUACGGGGCUGUUUGUCACAGCAUCCUUUGACCAGUUUGUCAAAGUUUGGGAUACAAAUUCGACUCAAGUCGUCAUGGAAUUUAAGAUGCCUGGAAAAGUGUACACUGCAGCCAUGUCUCCAAUCGCAACAACGCACGUGCUCAUUGCUACUGGGAGUGCAGAUGUUCAGGUCCGUCUAUGUGACAUUGCUUCUGGAGCCUUUACCCACACGUUGUCUGGUCAUCGUGAUGGUAUCAUGUCUUUGGAGUGGUCUGCCUCAAGUGAGUGGAUUUUGAUGAGUGGUGGCUGUGACGGGGCAAUACGUUUUUGGGACAUUAGAAGAGCUGGAUGCUUUCGGGUUCUGGACCAAUCAAGGUCUCAACUUGGAAAAAGGCCCCUUGUUAAAAGUGCUCUAUAUAAGCAGGAUCACACAGAUUCCUUAGGACCUUCACCUUCCGCAAGGAGAAGGACAGGCAUUUCUAAGAAGAGUUCAUCAGCUUUGCGCAAAAUUCAAAACCCGACACAUGGACACAUGCAACAGAGAUUGCAUCCUGGUUUGUCAUCUAGUCAAAACCGUGCUACUGCUCAUUAUGGUGCUGUUACUGGUUUACGAACAACUGCAGAUGGGAUGUACCUUCUUAGCUCAGGAUCUGAUUCUCGCUUAAGACUAUGGGACAUCGAUUCAGGCUGCAAUACGCUGGUCAAUUUUGAAGCUAUGCGAUUGCAGACAGGCAAGCCAUUACAAUUAGCUGUCACUGAGGAUCCUUCACUUGUAUUUGUUCCAUGUAUGGCAAGCAUCAAGGCAUACAAUUUAUGGUCUGGUAAAACAUUUCAAACAUUCCGGGGGCACUAUGAACUUGUGAGUUGCUGCUACUAUAGUGAACAGGACCAAGAACUUUAUACUGGCAGCAACGACAGGCAAAUUCUUGUGUGGUCUCCAUCAACUCCAGCUUUUACUAAAAUGGAAGAUGAUGACAAGAUCCUUUCUGCAGCUGAUGAGGAUAACUGGAGCGACUGAGAAACCCUGGAGCCGGGAGGAGUGUGUCUUGUAUCUACUGACAUCGAUGUUACUGAUGUUAACAAAUAACAUGUCGAGGUUGUUAGGUCUUGUUAGCAGCCCCUAAAUGAUGAUAUUGUCUUGGUGUAUUUUCAAAAAUAUGUACAUUACCAUGUGAAAAUUUGACAGAUCAUUGAAUAAUUUGUAGAUUUAUCUCAGGAGGAUAGAGGGAUGUUUGACGUUCGCCAAAAUGUUGUUUAGCCCUGGAGCCUUGUUUUCUUCACUGUGUAUUAAUGCUUUACCCAAAAAUAAGAAUUUUUCUGAG
Molecule: messenger RNA, 4299 nt
Organism: Zea mays
Lineage: Eukaryota; Viridiplantae; Streptophyta; Magnoliopsida; Poales; Poaceae
Exons: 9
Coding region: 2655-3995 (446 amino acids)
Biological process (GO): transcription-coupled nucleotide-excision repair; proteasome-mediated ubiquitin-dependent protein catabolic process; protein polyubiquitination
Cellular component (GO): nucleotide-excision repair complex; Cul4A-RING E3 ubiquitin ligase complex
Molecular function (GO): protein binding
Source: RefSeq, a predicted model, not a curated record